Messenger RNA from Nematolebias whitei (Rio pearlfish), 2391 nucleotides. It is a transcript of the gene pla2g15, whose product is annotated as phospholipase A2, group XV. Gene Ontology annotation, cellular component: lysosome. The transcript is spliced from 7 exons. Bases 172 to 1422 code for a protein of 416 amino acids. Gene Ontology annotation, biological process: ceramide metabolic process; phosphatidylcholine metabolic process. Lineage: Eukaryota; Metazoa; Chordata; Actinopteri; Cyprinodontiformes; Rivulidae. The record is from RefSeq and is a predicted model, not a curated record.
UGUGUCUCGUGACCGUUUUUCUGUUUAUUGGUCAUCGUUAUCGGGUGUUUAUCUGUGGUGGGACGUUCAGGGAGAUUUAACUGACACCCAGGAACUUUCAGCGGCAGACCUGCUCUCACACACCGAGGAGGCGACACAGAGGGACCGUUUGGCUAUGAGACAUCGGGAGCCAUGGCGGGACGGACCCGGUUAGCAGCCCUCUCCGUCGGUUUGUUGUUGUUGUUGUCGGCUCAGAGCGGCGGGAGACCGACGGAGAAAUGUCUCGGAGACAAGUCGUGUUCCAGCCCGAGACCCCCGGUCGUCCUCAUUCCGGGGGAUCUGGGAAACCAGCUGGAGGCGAAGCUGAAUAAACCCAGCGUGGUCCAUUACAUCUGCUACAAGAAGACCGACUCCUUCUUCACUCUGUGGCUCAACCUGGAGCUGCUGGUGCCCGUCGCCAUCGACUGCUGGAUCGACAACAUCCGGCUUAUCUACAACAAAACCACACGCACCUCCUCCGCCCCGCCUGGUGUGAGCAUCCGGGUCCCGGGCUUCGGCAAAACAUACGCACUGGAGUACCUGGACCCCAGCAAACGUAGCGUUGGCAUGUACUUCUUCAGCAUUGUGCAGGCGAUGGUGGAGUGGGGCUACACCAGAGACGAUGAUGUCAGAGGAGCUCCUUACGACUGGAGGAAAGCCCCAAAUGAGAAUAAAGAGUAUUUCCUGGCGCUGCAGCAGAUGAUCGAGGAGAUGGCGCAGAAGGCCGGGGGGCCCGUGGUGCUCAUCGCUCACAGCAUGGGCAACAUGUACACCCUGUACUUCCUCAACCAGCAGCCGCAAGCCUGGAAGGACAAAUACGUCAAAGCGUUCAUCUGUUUGGGAGCCCCGUGGGCCGGCGUGGCCAAAACGCUUCGAGUGGUUACGUCUGGAGAUAAUAACCGAAUCCCGGUGAUCAGCCCACUGAAGAUCCGCUCCCAGCAGCGUACCGCCAUCUCCACCAGCUGGCUCCUCCCCUACGCACACUCCUGGCCAAAAGAUAAGGUUUUAGUCCAGACCCCCACCACCAACUACACCCUGCAGGACUAUAAGCGUCUCUACAAGGACAUCGGUUUCAGCGAAGGCUGGCUGAUGCGUCAGGACACGGAGCCGCUGGUGUCCGACCUCACGGCGCCCGGCGUGACCGUCCACUGCCUGUACGGCACCGGCGUCCCAACACCCGAGGCCUUCCAGUACUCCGACAAGUUCCCCGACGUGGAACCGACGGUGUUGAACGGCGACGGGGACGGCACGGUGAACCUGCGGAGCGCCAUCCAGUGCAAACGGUGGUCGAAGCAGCAGAAGCAGCCCGUCUUCCUCAAAGAGCUGCCCGACAACGAGCACGUGGACAUGUUGACGAACUUCACCACCGUGGCCUACGUCAAAACCGUGCUGCUGGCGCCAUGAGAGAUUUCUCUGCACAGAGUGUCAAAUUUCUGUUUCUCCAAAUGCAGACUGCCAAAGAUUUGUUGUUUACACCUUUAAACUCGACAAAAUGUGUUUAAAAUAAAUCAGAAAAUAAAUAAAUUUAUACCUGUAACCCUAUAAUUUAUGGGAUAUUUACUGUUGAGCGAGAAUAAAUACUUUUCUACUGUUCUUAGAUUUUCAAAAAGUCUAGAUUUUACUUUCUUAGGCCUUCUAUAAAAUUAAAAAAGUCUGUUAAGAACCAGAGAUAUGCUGUUUGUGCCAUUUUAGCUCAUUAAUCCGAGUUAAAUGUUCAUUAAUGUGAGCGUUUUGAUUGUAACAGAAAAUAUCUAAACCUAUUUCAUAAUCUGUUGGCUGAUUUAGGAAAUUAUGUAAAAAAAAAAAUACUAACAAACCCGGUUUAUUCUUUAUUUUUGUCUGAUUUCUGAUGUUUGUUGAUUUCUAUUUAAAUGUUUUUCACGCAGCCAAGUUGGGAGUCUCUGAAUGUUGGUUUUGUGGCAUGAGUUGCAAAGAGAACAAACUCGUUUACUUUUUCAGAAGUUAUAAACUGCUUAUUUCUGUUUAAUCUCUAAAAGGUGGAGACUGAUCUGUUACCGCUGUAAGCCAUAGGAAGUUGUUAAAAAAAGUUUUUAAAAAAAAUAAAAAAAACAUUUUUUGGUCCUUCGGGCCAGCUGGAAUCUAUUUUGAAACAACUUUUUUUAAUUUUUGGUGAAUUUUCUCUGGUUUAUUUUGAGUCGUGUGCCUCUUUUGACACUGAUCUUCUGGACGUUUUCUUUUCUGUUCGGACACAAAAUCCCGAGUCCUGGGGCCCAGAACAGUUCUGAGCCGAGUCGCUGUACCCUGCCAUGCAAAGCCCUCACUGGGCCCGAGACGACGAACUGAAGUUUCACAUCUGCUGUGAAAUGUGUCAAACUAUUCUGCCUUCUACAGAGUAAACUGUUUCAAAAAUCA